Pristis pectinata (smalltooth sawfish) is the source of this 3517-nucleotide messenger RNA. RefSeq names its product deleted in malignant brain tumors 1 protein-like. Lineage: Eukaryota; Metazoa; Chordata; Chondrichthyes; Rhinopristiformes; Pristidae. Bases 2714 to 3517 code for a protein of 267 amino acids. The transcript has 6 exons. Gene Ontology annotation, cellular component: membrane. The record is from RefSeq and is a predicted model, not a curated record.
UUUCUGGACUAGAAGAAUGCAGAGCAGGCUGGCUUUUGUCAGGAGAAGUUGGUUAUCCCAGGAUUCACAGAAAUUGGAAUUGUGGCCAAAACAGAGUAGGCAUUAUACUCAUAUGGAGUAAAAAAAACUUGCUUUGAAAAAUGGGAUGUGUAUUGCUAUAAACUUGAUGAUGACCUGCUCUGCUUAUAAUAAAUUAAUACAACCGGAAGGCAACAUUUUUUGAACAGUAAAUCAGUGAACACGUCACUGGUCACAACAUUACUUUCCUCAAGGAAGAAUGUUUCUAAGAAACAAGAAAUGGCUAAACCAAAUCUGACCAAGACAGAGAAGGAUAAAAAUGAAACAAUUCAAUUUUCAAAUUCAACAGAACCAUCCUUCUGAGUGAACAAAGUAAGGAUCUAUACAGUACAGAAAUUUCAACUUCAGUAAUAUCUGCACAAUCUUCAAUUGCCUUUUCUGUCAACAAUCCAGAAGCGGAGAGCAAUAAGGAGCCUGUCAACUCUGAUAAAUGUUCAAAAUGUAAGCAUCCAUUAGAAACUGAAGAAAAAGGCAAAGUUACUGCGGACUUUGAUUAUGUGUGAAUUGUUCUACGUCUGAAAUAAUGAACAACUUGACCAGUGGGACUAAAAAAUGAAAACCGAUCUGAAGUGAUAAGCAGUUUGUCCACAACUUCCACUUCAGAAUUGUUACAAAUUUGGAAUGUGACUGUGGAUGGAUUUGCAGCCUCGAAAAUAAAUAAUGAUACAGGAGAUGAAGACUUUAUAUCCUCUCAAGCUUUAUCUAAUCAGCAAAAGCUAAUGGGGGUUAGUAUCCCCACUGUUGGUCUUGAAUCUGCUAAUGCUGCAGCCAGCUCUGUGACUACACAAACAGUGCAACCAAAUAUGCCUUUGGUGACACUAAAACCUGCAUCUCAAAUAUCACAGUUACAAGAUUUAUAACAGAAACCAGCAAUAAAUUAAGAAGACUAGUGACAUAUACAUUUGACACAGAGUUACCUUCAUCUUCCGUUGGGACUGUAACAUCUGGACUGCCUUUGGAAGAUGGUAUUAAUGACAAAAACCAAAUGGCUUGAGACUAACAGCAGACUCUCUGAAUGGAUUAAAACAGUUCCCUUCAUCAGAUUCAAAUGAUUACACAAUGGAAAAGUGUACAUGUGAUGGAAUUAAUAACACAUACUCAGAGUUGAACCUGGAGAAGCCAGUUAUAGAAAUGAGGAAAAGGGGAAAAAAUCAAAUUGGCUUUUCGAGGAGGAGUUGGCCAGUUAGAUUUUAUUAACACAAACGGGGCAACACAUUUGGGAAAAGCUCAUAGAAAACCCAAGGUAUUCACUACACAUCUUCCAAUUUUUCCAAGUACAAUGUUCAGAAUGAACAAUACAGCGUUGCUGGAGAGGACUAAUACAGGAGAUAGUUUUCACCUUAAGGCACCUGAAAUUGAUAACAUUCUGUAUCUGAACGGAACAAAACAGAAGAAUCAAGGUACAGAUCAACUUGAUUUAAUCAGAAGAGGCAAUACAGCCCUUUCAGAAAUAAGAAGAAAUUAUAAGGCAGCAAUAAAUCAUCUACAAAUAACUGAGGCAAGCCUUCCACAAAAUGCAGACACAAAUAUACAGCGGGCCACACCUAGUCCAGGUGAAGUAGCUUUUCCAGUAACAUCCGCUGCUAGGAUAAAUGUAAAGCCUGUUACCUUCAAAGUAAGUGGUUUUUCACAAGCAGAGAUGUCCAGCAAAGACCAGCUGGAGAAAGUAAAUAAAGAAUCAAACCUGAUUAUAAAUAAUAAUGGAGAAUUAUUUGGGUCCAGAAUGUAUGAUGGGGACCAACCUACGUGGAGCUAAUCCGCAUGAUCCAGAAUCACAAUCAACAGUUAGUACAGAAAGAAAUGCACAGAUAGGUACAAUCAGUGAAGUAAAUACACUACAAAAAACUGAAUACAGUACUGAUCAUGCAUUAAAGUUGGUGCCAACAGCAAGUGGUUCAAUCCUGUCCAGAAUAAUUACAGCUCAAGGCAGAUUUCAGCAAUCUAUAAACAAUGAAAUGAAGGAAUCAAUCACAUCUAAUGUUCAGUCAACUGUUUCCAGUGGAGGUGCAAGAACAAAUCAAAUGGUUCUGGCCCAUCAGAAAGCAAUGCAAAAGAGCCUUCCUCAUACAUUCAUACACUUCCUUGAGGUUGUACAGCAGGAUGUCACCUCAGAUAAAGCUCCUGUCAGCAUAACAACCGGUAAGAAUUAUUUACAUAUGAUCGGAAAUGAUAACAAUGUUCACUUUCUGGCAAAUGCAGAUACAACUACACACCAGGCAGUUGAAACUAAUCCUAACAUCUCAGAGCCAUCUUUCAUAAUUAGUGGAAAUAGCACAGUGCUGCAAAAUUCUUCCGAAGGCAUUGGUGGAGAUAUUUCCAGGCACAUCCACUGGAGCAUAUGAAGGACGACAGGUAGCAGGGACAGAAGGAGUUCCAUUACCAAAACAGCAAGUUGGCCCAUAUUUUUGUGAAUCAUUUGACGAUGGAGAGUUUUUCCUCAUUGGAUGUAACCAAUAUUGCCAACAUCACAGAUGGACACCACUGAAUCUUCAUUGCCAGCUACAUCAUCUGCAAGUCCUGCAUCUGCCACCAAUGAAUCAUUAAAGGUCCAUCAGAUGAGCACUUUGAGCUCUCCAGCUGUCACCACGGAAAUAAUACCAAAAGGAGAAACAAUACUUCAUUCACUUCCUCAUUAAUGCCCUCAGAUUCAUGUGGUGGUGUGAUGAGACAAUCUGAAGGAAGGUUUCAGACACCACACUAUCCACAAUCCUACCCAAGUAACAUGGAGUGCACCUGGAGAUUGAAGCUCCUCGGGAUACCUCAUCCGUUUUGGAUUUUAUUUCUUUGUUUAUCGAGGAACACAAGGACUUGCAAGUAUGACUAUGUGGUUGUUUAUGAUGGCAAAGGACCCAACAAAGUGGAAAUGGGCAGAUUCUGUGGAUCUAAACUGCCACCACAGCUCCAGGGAUCAUCCAAUACAAUGAGCAUCACAAUGAGGUCCGACUCCUCUAUGGAACUAGAGGGAUUUUCAGCUCAGUUCAGCACUUUUCAAAUCCCUGCAGGUUAUAUUCAUCUGGUUGGAGGAAAGAAUAUUUAUGACGGCGUAUUGGAAAUUGAGUCUGAUGGGCAAUGGGGAGGAAUAUGUGCCAACCAUUGGACCAAUAGAGAUGCCACAGUAGUGUGCCGCCAGCUGGGCUUCAGUGGACCUGCUUUAGCUGCAAGGGUUGAUGCAAGCCAGCAAAGUCCACAGACAGCUUCUCAUAUUAAAUGUAGGGGAGAUGAGGUGACAUUGCAGGACUGUGACAUCAAACCAAAUGGUACAUGUGCAAUGGGAAAACGUGCAGCAGUGUUCUGCAUGGUUAUGGAGUCCUGUGCAGCCUUAAAGAGUGCAGGUGUUCGAGAGUCUGGGAUCUUCACCAUUGAUCCUGAUGGUGUGGACGGUGGAGUUGAUCCUUUCCCCGUGGAAUGUGACAUGAUCUCUGACUCCACAACAGGUUAG